Orbicella faveolata is the source of this 1913-nucleotide messenger RNA. RefSeq lists its product as uncharacterized. NCBI's taxonomy places the organism in Eukaryota, Metazoa, Cnidaria, Anthozoa, Scleractinia, Merulinidae. The record is from RefSeq and is a predicted model, not a curated record.
GGUUUGGUGUAAUUAGUUCAAGGAAUUGAAGCUGUCACAUCUCAGCUGGAAUAGAAAGUAGUUUCCUAAUCAUUUUUCAAAAUGAUUAAUUCUAAAUUCACCGACACUUUCAAUACAUGUCGGAGUGACAAGUGUAGUCAGUGUACACAGUCAACGUCAAAAACAGUUUACAUUGAUGUUUAUUCAGCUUCUUCGUUGGAAUAAACACGUGCAGAUUUGAAACGGGUGCUUGAAAAUUACCAGAUUUAAACAUUUUUUUUUUUAAACUCAAAACCCGGGGGGAUCAAAAGGAACAUGAAGUAUUAAUGCCAUGGCUAAUUAGAACAUCUGCGUGAAAUUAAAUGCAACAUCAUGGCGAAAGUAAAUCAUCAUCAAUCGAAUGUCAGCUCUUCAUUCGAGUCAUGGCUACUGUCUGGGGAACGGUUAAAAACCAAAUGUUUUGUCAGCCCAAAGUAAACUAGCAAAUUCAAAACAAAGUCUCAGUCUACAGUCGGUUAGCUGUCAUCUUAUCCAAACUGAAAUACAAAAAGAGGACAAGCAGCGAAAAUCAGAACUGAAUUUAACAUCAAAAAAAGAAACAGUAUGUAUGAAAUGGCCAAUGGCGCAGAAACAAACAGUGCAAAGUACCUGAAUUAUUACAUGUACUGAGCAUCGAUGUCAGCAAGAGUCGUAAGACGAUGCUAUUUAAAAACACAGCAUAUAUUUUAGUGGUGUCACCCAACAGUGCCCAAUAUGCAUUCAUGUUCACAUUUCUGUUUGUUAUCCUUUUACUUUAACUGUCAAGGUUGAAUAUCAAAUCAAUGAGCCCGGGCAGACCCACAAAACGUACUCGCUCUUUCAAAACAUCUUUGAAUAAAAAUCUAAACGAAAUUCGUUAUUCCAGUCGAAUUAUCCGUUUAACUUGCCAGCGCUCGAUCCUGCUGCUUCUGCCCCCACUCACACGCUUGAUGACUGCAGUCAACAGUGCGGAAUAACACAGACAGCAGUUUUAAUUUCACGAAAAAGAAAUAUUAAAAGGCACUGAGGAAGAAACUAAUCUUCAGACAGUUAAUUUCUUUUACUCUAUUUAUCAAACUGAACGACUUAGGCCGGCCAAGCGAUGGCAAAGAAAAUGAAAUGAAAGGUUUAUUUGUUGUAUUCAUUAUUUUCACUGACUGGCUGAACACGCCCACUGUCAACGUUAGACGUACAUGUAAAUGAGCUUAAAUGGCCUCUGCAAUUUUAAAAUCGUUUGACUGGAACAACCGAAGCGAGCGCACGACAAAGUCACGCGAAACGGUCAACGUCACGAAAAUUUUCGCUGCGGCCAAGGUAAGGCCAAGCGACAGAAGGCAAGGUCCAAAUCUCGAAGAUCAGGGUGCUGUUUCUAAAAACCGAAGGAAGAAGCAGUAGCCCACGAAGCUAUUAAACCUGAAGAAUACGCUACUAUGAGGUCAAAUUGUAUUCCGGGCCUGUCGCUUGUCAUUUUGGUGAUUAAUGUGCCUUGCUUUAGUGUGGGCCUAAAAUGCUACACGUGCGUGUCAGAAAACUCUUGGGAAGACUGUGAAAGGAGCUUGAAAGUUACCAACUGUCCUGCUCCAGAGGACGAAGUUUGUGUCAAAGAACAACUUGUGGAACACGACGACAACAGCCAGGAAGGAACCAAGAACACCUUUUCCAAAUUUUGCGCCAUGGCAGAAGCGUGUAAGGACACACACUGUAAAGAAGCUGGAAAAUCAUGUGAUCCAAAAUGUUGUCAUACAGAUCUGUGCAAUAUGGCGGAAACGAUACGACCUUCGCCAGCGAUGUUUGUGUUUUGCCUGCUGUUGGUGAAUUUUGCCGUAAUGAUGUUCAAAUGAUGAACAGCUAAAUAAACAAUAGCCCCCAUUUGGCACGAAAAUAUGCUCGGAUAUUUGUCCGCGGACAUUAUCUGU